GGUGUCUUUGGGGGCGGCGAGGGCAUCCUGCAAGCCGGGGAGAAGGAGACGAUGCAGAACCUCAACGACCGCCUGGCCGCCUACCUGGACAAAGUGCGAGCCCUGGAGGAGGCCAACACCGACCUGGAGGUGAAGAUCCGCGAGUGGUACAAGAAGCAGGCGCCCGGCCCCGACCGCGACUACAGCCCCUACUACAGGACCAUCGAGGAGCUCCGCACCAAGGUCUUGUUGGCCACAGUGGACAACGCCAACCUCCUCCUGCAGAUUGACAAUGCCAGGCUGACAUCCGACGACUUCAGGACCAAGUUUGAGACGGAGCAGGCUCUGCGCCUGAGCGUGGAGGCCGACAUCAACGGCCUGCGCAGGGUCCUGGACGAGCUGACCCUGGCCAGGGCUGACCUGGAGAUGCAGAUCGAGAACCUCAAGGAGGAGCUGGCCUACCUCAAGAAGAACCACGAGGAGGAGAUGAACGCCCUGCGUGGGCAGGUGGGUGGCGAGAUCAGCGUGGAGAUGGAUGCUGCUCCCGGAAUCGACCUCACCAAGAUCCUGGCGGAGAUGCGGGAGCAGUACGAGACGCUGGCCGAGAAGAACCGGCGCGACGCCGAGCAGUGGUUCUUCAGCAAGACGGAGGAGCUCAACCGCGAGGUGGCCAUCAACACGGAGCAGCUGCAGAGCGGCAAGUCGGAGAUCACGGAGCUGCGGCGCACCAUCCAGAGCCUGGAGACCGACACCGAGGCCCGCUACGGCACCCAGCUGGCCCAGCUGCAGGCCCUCAUCUCCAGCGUGGAGGAGCAGCUGGCCGAGCUGCGCUGCGACAUGGAGCGCCAGAACCACGACUACCGCCUGCUGCUCGACGUCAAGAGCCGCCUGGAGCAGGAGAUCGCCACGUACCGCCGGCUGCUCGAGGGCGAGGACGCGCACAUGACUUCCCACAUAAGAGAAGGGCCCGUAACCACCCGCCAAAUCCGCACCAUCGUCGAGGAGGUCCAGGACGGGAAGGUGAUUUCCUCUCGCGAGCAGGUCCGCCCGUCUCCUCAUUAA
This is a messenger RNA of Tinamus guttatus (white-throated tinamou), 1041 nucleotides long. Lineage: Eukaryota; Metazoa; Chordata; Aves; Tinamiformes; Tinamidae. The record is from RefSeq and is a predicted model, not a curated record.